UGGGGGAAAGGGGACUUUGGAGGUGAAAUGGUUGAAGCAUGUAGUGGGCGUGUGUGAAUCUGCCAUCGUGGAGCCCACCGUAUAAUCUGCAUAAUCAAUAAAUAUUUAAGUACUACACUGGAGUACGGCACUGUACGGCACUGGAGUACGGCACUGGAGUACGGCACUGGAGUACGGCACUGGAGUACGGCACUGGAGUACGGCACUGGAGUACGGCGCUGUACGGCACUGGAGUACGGCACUGUACGGCACUGGAGUGCGACGCUGUACGGCACUGGAGUACGGCCCUGGAGCCGCAAGAAUGUAUAGUGCUCGCGGGCUGGGCUUUAGCUCAGCGGCUGAAGUGCCUGCUUGGCAAAUGCGAAGUGAUAAGGUCUUGCUAUGUAGCCCAGGUUGGCCUUGAACUCACUAUGUAUGCCAGGCUGGCCUUAAACUUAUGGCGGUCCUCCUGCCUCAGCCUCCUGAGUGCUGGAUUUACAGGUCUGUACUACCAUGCCGGUCACAGGACUGCCUGCCAGGCUGGCCUUUCCUCCCCCUUCCUGUCCUCUUCCUGUCCCUGGCCUGGCCCGCUCUGGAGCUAGAAGAGGGGAAAACCAGGUCACACCCUAGAAGAAACUCUGCGCCCUCGGAGGUCCCCAUGCCUCUCCUCCUCUUGCUGCUUAUGCUGCCAAGCCCCUUACACCCACAUCCCGUCUGUAAUGUUGAGAUCGAGGUCUCCAGAGCGGGCAAGCGGGUGAUUGUGAACUGUGAAAACAUGAACUUGAACAUGCUGCCUGCAGACUUGCCAGCAGACACGGCCACCCUCCACCUGGGUAGGAACCCCCUCGUCACCUUCUCCCUGGAGUCCCUGGUGCCCCUCACUCAGCUUACUCAGCUGUACCUGGACCACACUGAGCUCACCAGUCUGGAGGUCGAUGCACACUUGCCGUCUCUGAAGACCCUGGAUAUCUCCCACAAUAAGCUGCAAAGUCUGCCCUUUCUCGGGAGGGCGCUGCCUGCGCUCAGCACUCUGGACGUCUCAUUCAACCAGCUGACUGCUUUGCCUCCUGACGCCUUUGAUGACCUGAGCCAGCUCCAUGAACUCUACCUACAAGACAACAAGCUCAGGACUCUGCCCCCUAGGCUCCUGGCAUCCACAUCCCAGCUGAAGAAGCUCAAUUUAGCCAACAACGGGCUGGCUGAAGUUCCCCCUGGGCUCCUGAAUGAGUUGGAGGACCUCGACACCCUCUUCCUCCAAAACAACUCCUUGCAGACAAUACCAAAGGGUUUCUUUGGGGACCUCUUCCUGCCUUUUGCUUUUCUUCAUAGCAACCUUUGGCAUUGUGAUUGUGAGAUCCUCUAUUUUCGUCACUGGCUGAAUGACAACCCCAAUAAUGUCUACUUAUGGAAGGAGGGAGAAAAUGACAAGGCUAUGACCCCCAGUGUAUCCAGUGUGCAGUGUGCCAACCUGGCCAACGUACCUGUCUACACAUACCCAGGCAAGGAGUGCUCCGCCCUUGGUGACAGCGAUGACAUAUCCUAUGAUGACUAUGACACAGACCCUGAGAUUUAUGUGCCUUCCCAAAAGACAGUGGUCAAGUUCUCUACCAACACCCAAGCCCACACAGCCUAUUUGGGCCUGCUCCACUCAGAAUCUAUUUCUCCUCUGGACAGACAAACGCCACAAGAAUCCACUAAGAAACAGACCACGUCCCCACCCACAUGGAUCCCGGAUUCCUCCACAUUCCUAACGUUCACAGAAUCUACAUUCUCUAAAACCUCAAAACUCACUACUGAACCCACAACCCUGACCACCCCAGAAUCUACUGCAACCUUGACUACAACAGAGCCAACCAAAGCUCCAACCACCCCAGAAUCUACUGCAACCUUGACUACAACAGAGCCAACCAAAGCUCCAACCACCCCAGAAUCUACUGCAACCUUGACUACAACAGAGCCAACCAAAGCUCCAACCACCCCAGAAUCUACUGCAACCUUGACUACAACAGAGCCAACCAAAGCUCCAACCACCCCAGAAUCUACUGCAACCUUGACUACAACAGAGCCAACCAAAGCUCCAACCACCCCAGAAGCUACCACAACCCAGACCAUUCCAGAACUUACCAGCACAGCCCAGAACAUCCUGGAAUCCACCACCUCAACUGCCCCAGAACUUACAACCUUGACUACCUUAGAGUCCACCUCAACCUCAGCCACCCUAGAAUCUACUACUCCAGAACUUAUAACCUUAAUCCCAACAGCCACCCCAGAAUUUAUGCCAGCGAUAAGUGAAGCAUAUUUUGAUGGCUCCAGAAAUGACCCCUUUCUCAGCCCUGACCUUUGCUGUCUGCUCCCGCUUGGCUUCUACAUCCUAGGUCUCCUCUGGCUCCUGUUUGCCUCUGUGGUCCUCAUCCUGCUGCUAACUUGGGUCUGGCAUGUGACCCCACAGCCUGUUCCCCUGACCACAUACACCACACGCCUGGAGGUACAGAAAGGAAGGGAAAUAACCAUGCCCAGGGCCCGGCUUCUCUUUGUUCGAGGGUCACUCCCCACGUUCCGGUCUAGCCUCUUCCUGUGGAUAAGGCCUAAUGGCCAUGUGGGGCCUCUGGUACCGAGACGGAGGCCUUCAGCGCUGAGUCAGGGUCGCGGGCAAGAUCUGCUGGGCACAGUGAGUAUUAGGUACUCUGGUCACAGCCUCUGAAGGUGAGAGAUCUGGGUGACCCUUGAGAGGCUUGCGCGGGCUGCCCUGUGGGGAUCUAACUGGUGUAAGACGCAAAGGAUCACAAGUCUUAAUUACUUUUCCUUUACCUGAAGCCUCUUUCCACAUUCAGGAAUACAAUCCCAGCCCCUCCAAAUCAGACAGGGUAGCUAACAGGAGGGAGCUGGGAGGGUCAUGGAGCCAAGCUCCCAGGGCUACGCGGGGGACACCAGGCCAUACAGUUACUGUCAUUACAUUUGGAUUUUUUUCUUAUUUUUCAGAUAUUCAUUUAAAAAUUUGGGGGAGGGUGGUUUAAAGCAAAUAGACCAGGACUUUGGAUUCAGCUCAGUGGCAUAAGCGCUUGUCUAGCAAGUGCACGGCCAUGAGUUUGAUGCCUGGUACCAAAUUAAAAAAAAAAAAAUCAAAUAGACCAGUGCACGGCUCCCACAUGCAUCUGUACAGAAAAUCUGGACACUUAUUUUUUCAGAACAUGAGUGCUGAUUUUUUAGAUGUCAUAUGAAUUAACCCCCUCUGCUUAGCACUUCCUAGCUUUCAUCGUAACUGUAUAGUAUUUGUACAAUAAAGAUAUUUUUAAAAAGAA
Molecule: messenger RNA, 3278 nt
Organism: Cavia porcellus (domestic guinea pig)
Lineage: Eukaryota; Metazoa; Chordata; Mammalia; Rodentia; Caviidae
Gene: Gp1ba
Product: glycoprotein Ib platelet subunit alpha
Exons: 5
Coding region: 437-2680 (747 amino acids)
Cellular component (GO): plasma membrane
Molecular function (GO): protein binding
Source: RefSeq, a predicted model, not a curated record